Molecule: messenger RNA, 423 nt
Organism: Lactuca virosa
Lineage: Eukaryota; Viridiplantae; Streptophyta; Magnoliopsida; Asterales; Asteraceae
Source: the annotation of a GenBank genome assembly
AUGGCGUCCAGUGUAGACCGUUUGGAGGUAGCUUUCUUCGAUGUGGAAACAACUAUCCCAACCCGACCAGGAGAGGCGCAUGCAAUUUUGGAAUUUGGGUCGAUUUUAGUUUGCCCUAAGAAGCCGAUUGAGUUCGAGAGAUUCGAUACACUAGUUAGACCACACAAUAUCUAUCUAAUUUCCUCCUCCUUCGUUCACUCCAAUGGAAUCACCAUCGACGCUGUUGUCUCCGCCUCGUCCUUCUCGGAUAUCGCAGAUAGGGUUUACGACAUUUUACAUGAAUCGAUGGGUUGUUUAAGAGGAAGAGUAUGGGCGGGUUACAAUAUAUUGAGGUUUGAUUGUUUGAGGUUAAGAGAGGCGUAUGUGCAGAUUAAUAGGCCGCCGCCGGACCGAAAGAAAUCAUUGAUUCAGUGGCUUUGUUGA